Molecule: messenger RNA, 2683 nt
Organism: Labeo rohita (rohu)
Lineage: Eukaryota; Metazoa; Chordata; Actinopteri; Cypriniformes; Cyprinidae
Gene: sass6
Product: SAS-6 centriolar assembly protein
Exons: 17
Coding region: 247-2184 (645 amino acids)
Biological process (GO): centriole replication
Cellular component (GO): centriole; centrosome
Source: RefSeq, a predicted model, not a curated record
CAGAGUUCAGACGAAGUUUGAACGUUUUUUUAUUUAUUGUUAAUGUUGUUAAAAACAUAAACAUGCUGAAAUACGAUCAUAAGCGAGAUUAGGUUGAGACGCUCGGCACUUCCGGUGGAAACGGUCAAACGCGGGAGCGAAGCGCGAAAAAACAAACCAGCAAAUGAUUCGUUCUCCAGCGUAAAAACACGAAUAAACUACAGCUUUUGAUUAAUAUUGCUUUGGGGAUUAUUAUAUGAACUCGAAAUGACGGAAUUACUUUUUAACAAGCGGUUACAGGUGCUUGUGAAGAAUAAAGAUACCGAUGAGAGACGUUCAGUUAUUCGUAUCAGUAUUGAACUGCAGCCUUCAUCAAACCCUGUUCAUAGAAAGGAUUUGGUUGUACGGCUGACGGAUGAUUCUGAUUUUUACUUUUUAUACAACCUUGUCAUAUCAGAGGAGGAUUUUCAGAGUUUAAAAGUACAACAAGGGCUUUUAAUAGACUUCACGUCAUUCCCACAAAAGUUUAUAGACUUGCUUGAGCAGUGCAUCUCUGAACAGGACAAAGAAAACCCACGGUUUCUGUUGCAGCUCACGUCGGCUUCAUCAGCGUUCGAUCACAGUCCUUCAAACCUUAACAUUGUGGAGACGAACGCUUUUAAACACCUCACGCAUCUCUCUCUGAAACUGCUGCCGGGAUCUGAUACGGAUAUUAAGAAAUAUCUGGCUACCUGUUUGUCUAACGUAAAGGAGGAAAAGCAUCAGUUGGAACAGAAGUUGAGAAAAACUGAGGAAGAUCUGACCAGACAGCUAAAUUAUGCGCAGCAAACCCUGUCUGAGAAAAGUCGAGAGCUGGACAAACUCCGAUCUGAAUGGACGUCCCAAACGACCUCUCUGUCCAGCAGACACAUGCAGGAUCUCACAGCUGAACGUGAAAAAGCUCUGGAGACACAAGCCCGUCUGCAGCAGCAGAACGAACAGCUGCGACAGGAACUUGAGUCGUCUCAUCACAGAAGCACCCAGCAGCUCCAAACCAAAGUCUCCGAGCUGGAAACGGCCAACAGGGAGCUCACAGACAAGAAAUACAAGAGUGACUCCACCAUUCGAGACCUUAAAGCCAAACUGGCCAGCCUGGAAGAGGAGUGUCAGAGGUCGAAGCAGCAGGUUCUGUCACUGAGGAGAGAGAACAGCACCCUCGACACCGAAUGCCACGAGAAAGAGCGUCUCGUCAACCAGCUGCAGACACGAGUGGCCGUCUUAGAGCAGGAAAUCAAAGAUAAAGACCAGCUCGUGCAGCGCACCAAAGAGGUGCUGGAAGCCACGCAGCAGCAGAAGAACUCUGUUGAAGGAAAUGUUGAAAGCAAGCAACUUCAAGUCAGCAAGCUGGAGGCCACGGUAAAAUCCCUUUCGGAGGAGCUCAUCAAGGCGAACGGCAUCAUCAAGAAGCUUCAGGGGGAUCUGAAAGCACUGGUGGGGAAGAUCAAGGUGAAAAACACAGUGACGGUGUCUCAAGAAAAGAUCCUGCAGGAAACCACAGAGAAACUGCAGCGGGAGCAGCGAGAGCUGCAGGACGUCCAACAACGCCUCCGACAGAAAGAGGAAGAGGUGAUAAAAUUAAAGGAACAGUUAGACGCUACAGUUCAGAAACUGGACGAGAGCAGAGAAGUGUUAAAAACCAAUGAGAACGUAAUAACUUGGCUGAACAAGCAGUUGAAUGAGAACCAGCUCUCUCGGAAGCAGGAAGCUUUAGGAAUGUUCGAGACUCCUGCCGCAGGUCUGAGAACAGGAAGUGUGCCUCACAAUAUGCUUGAUAGCAAAGGUUUCUCCUCAUCUUUGGGACAGGGUUUCCCCAUCACCUCCACGAUAAACUCCAAAUAUCCUCUUCCUUUUUCCUGUGUGAGCUCAGGACCUCGCUCUGUCCUGUCAGCGCACAAUCAGACAUCUGGACCAAAGGUCCAGUUUAACCCUAUGAGUGCCAAACCCUCAGCAGCAGACGUGAGUCCCACUGCACUCUCCCAACCCUCCAAUAAAGAGAAUGGAGAACCUGUUGGUCUGGACUCCAAGUACUUUGAGAGACGAGAUGACAGCAUCCCUCUCCGCGGCCUCCUACCCAGCAUGCAUCUAAACAGAGAAGUUCCCAAGCCUUUGAACACGGCUGGAGCAAAACCACCAGCGUCCGCAGCUUCUGCGUAUUUCCCAGGAUGACGAACAGCAGUUCCAAUGGACUUCCAUUCAUCACUACGUUAAAUGUGAACGCCACUACUAUGAUGGUAAUUCAUCGCGGUGUCCAUGCAGAUGACAUUCGUGUUUGUUUUAAAAGGUCUUAAUUUAUUAAAACAUUUAUUUUUAAACCCAUUUCUCAACCUGUUUAACUACAAAAAGCCUGUUUCCGCCACAGAAUAAAAAAAUGGAGGUAAAACCAAAAAAUUCCCAAAAAAAAGGCGGGAAAAAAAUUGCAGUUUAUAUCUUGCUUUUAUGACUUUUUAGAAUUCUAAAAUCAGUUUGAAAUGUGAGGGUUUUUUUUUUUUUUUUUUUUUUAAUUCUGUGGUGGGAACAGGCUUUUUUUUUUUCUCAAUACUGAUUUCGUAUCUCACAAUUCUGACUUUUACAUUUGACUAAAGUCUAAAUUGUGUGAUAUAAAUUUUUUGUGAGGGGGAAAAAAAUGAUGAGAUUACAGUCGCAGUUACUUUUUUAAUUUGGAAGC